This is a messenger RNA of Dreissena polymorpha, 11349 nucleotides long. RefSeq lists its product as uncharacterized. Bases 503 to 4603 code for a protein of 1366 amino acids. The transcript has 16 exons. The record is from RefSeq and is a predicted model, not a curated record. Lineage: Eukaryota; Metazoa; Mollusca; Bivalvia; Myida; Dreissenidae.
GUGACCUAUAUGUUCGCUCCCUGAGGUUAGCGGACUGUAUCUUAUUCAAACUUUCAAACAUGUCUGCUUAAGCAAGUGAGGACAUAACCUCACGCGGGAAUUUAGUUUUCGGGACUUAGCUGACUCCUAUUGAAAGAGGAGUCAAGUCAGACGAUCAGAAAGAGUGACAGUAAGGCACGCCAUGGCUGUGCCUGUAAACCGUCACUAAAUACCUCAAGUGUCCCAGCAGGGAGUCAAUCUUGGUCGACGCCAGAAGCGUGGUGUCCCAAUUGAUAGGAAAUUCUUUGUGGUUGAAAUUUCAAGGGCGCCAGAAAAAAUGGCCGUCCUAGUGAAAGUGCGACAGGUGAGAGCUUGUGCCCUCUCAGUCUGCAUGUAAAUAAGUGAGGCCCAUAACUCUCACCCUUACUCCUUGCCAUAUUUGUGAUAAGGAGCCAAAAGGACCUUGGGAGUUUCUAUUGAUAGUGUGAAUAUAUAAAAUAUAAAAAAAUAUAAAAAUUUCGACAUGGAUAAAGUCAGUCGUAAAUCUUGGUCACCUAUAAAGGAGAAUCAGCUCGCUGCGCGGCUGGCACGGCUUGAGCGAUCUCCGUCAGGUGAGGAAUUCAGAAAGUAUGCUGCGAGUUCUAGUGGUGUUAACAAAGAGGAUAUGUUGGUUGAUGAGCCAACAGGGCCCAAGAGGCGGAGGAUGAUAUCAGAGGAGAAUCAAAUGGCGACAUGGAGUCAAGUUAGUAGUCAGAUGAGCAGUCGCAGCCACUCACCAUCACAGUGUGACACGCCGCUAGACGACAGCCUCCUGAGCACGCCCAGCGCCUCCCCGUCCAGUACGCUGAAGGAGCACUUCAGGCGACAGUACCGCAAACAUGACCUCUGGAAUGCCAUCGAGACCAACUACACUUACCUCAUGGACAAGGGCAUCAUUGAAGCGUGUCAGGAAUCACAAGACAGGGAGAUAACUCCUACAGCUGAGCCGGUAGCUUCGUUCGGUGACUUCCUGAAACAGUACAAGGAAAUCACUGAUUGGCUGAAGAACAUUCAGACAGUGCUUCAGAAGAAAGCAUCCAAGUCCCUGGCUCUCUCUGAGAAAUACCUCAACAGGAGCUACUAUGAGGAACUGGACUGCUCCCCCAAACUUAAGCUCCUGAAUGACUACGCCGUCCAACUGAAGACUUGUCAGCCGGUGUUGACGGAGGAGGUGGAUGUGUUCUUGAAGGAGGUCAACGCCCAGUGGGCCACCAUUCAGGCUGCUGUGAAGCCUAGCAACCUCAACCUUGACCCUGUUGCAAUGGUGAAAGAUCUGAGCCUGGAUCUGGAGACACUCACGCGCUGGCUUGAUGGCAUAGAGGACCAUCUCCGCAUGCAGAUGUCCCAGGCCUGGCAGUAUGAGGAAUUGGAGGCCGUUCUCAGUGAGCACAAGGUUCAGCAGACUGAUAUUGAAGCCCACUCGCGCGUCAUAUCAGCUGUUCUCAAACUGAGCGACCAUCUUCAUGACAACGGUGUGGAACAUGGCGUCCUGGAAACGAGCUCACGGAACCUUGAGCGGCGCUGGCACGGUAUCUGGCUGCAGUCUCUAGAGUGGCAGUGUCGUCUAGAGGAUGCCAUCAGCCGCAGAAAGGGCAUAUGUAACCCCACGCCAUACAUCGACACAUAUUCAAGCUUGAGAGACUUCGACGAUGAUGAUGACGACUACGAUUAUGAUUCUCACGAUGUAACAAGCGGUGGUGAAGACAGCUUCCCCGAACUCGGUUACCGAGGUGACUUCGUCCAGUCACCCCAGAAGACGGACUGCAGCACUUCAUUUUCUCCCGAAUUUGAUAGACGUAGCGGGAAGGAUAGUGCAGUGGCUAGUGAGUCGGAGCAGAAGACAUCGUCAGACAUGUCUGAGAACUACCAGGACCUGUCUGUAUCCACGUGCAGCGAGUCUGAACGUGAAUUCCAGCGUCAGUUUGUGGUCAAGAAGCAUGAUAGCAGGGAUAUUGGCUAUGGGAGCGAGAGCCUAUCGGACGAUCAUGAUGGGAGAAUGAAAGGAAUCACGUUCACAGGGAUCCGAGGCAAGAAGAACUCAAGCAAUGAUUACUAUGCCACUGUAGCAGUUGAUACGGAAUCAACAGACAAGACGGAUGGUUGGAACUCGGCAAAUCAGGAUCAGAAGAGCGAUGACUCUGAUAUCAAUGGGCAGGUUCAGACAGUUCUUAAGCAAGAGGAGCCCCAGAUGGAGGAUAUCCGAUACCUCAUCAACCAGGCUGACCUCAUGAUCCAGCAGGGAAACACGUUCAACAAGUCAUUUAGUCCUAAGCACCAGGAAUCCUUGGCAUCAUUGGCGCCACCCAGAGAAAUGGUCGACAAAGGUGUGGGGACUGUUGAGAGCUCUUGUGAUGCAAGUGAUGAGGAAAGUGGCGAAUCAGAUGGGCAGCUCGAAGACACGACAGAGACCAUUGACAGUGUGUUGGCUAGUGAGUAUACAAGUGACGAAAUGCGGAAUGGGAUGCGUGAUAACAUGAGACUGCCAAAACUGUACGACACUUCCAGCUUGAAGAUAAGAGUGAAAGGGCGAGGCAGAGAGAGACCGUGGAGUGUCAUCGAGUGUGUCUCGCCCUCUGAACCUCUCAUAGAAAGACUGAGCAUGGCUUACAGUGACUCAGAAAUCUCAGAGACGCGGACGCGUCCCACAUCACACUCAUUGUCACCUACACUCUCCAGACAUCGAAUCAGGAAAAUCCAGCGACCAAUCAGCGGUAAGACUUCUUCGUCCAGAUCUCAGUUGGGAGCGAAGCGGAAACUUAACCUUGAACUUCAUAACAUCUCGCCUGUGCUCCAUAACUCAAUCACUGUGUGCUCUAAGCAAAAUGCUGAAAACACGCCUGAAGUACCGGUAGCUCAAAUUGACUCAGUUCAUUUCAGAUCAGUUUAUUCAUCAACCCCAGUUCAUCAAGAACCAAUCUCAGAGAAUUUAUCCACGCCUGUGAAAGCGCACAAGGGUUUCUCAGGACCUGGUGACCAAGUGCCUUUGAUGGAGACAUCAGAGGAAGAGUUGAUGACACCUCAAGGUCAUAACAAUCUAAUCUCCACCCUUCAGAAUGCCAGGUUCAAGUCAAGUGGAAGUAGCUAUGACGAUUCAGAUACAAAUGCAGAUCCUACUGCGGUUUCUGAGUUGGAAGAUCCAAAUGAUGGAAACUUUUCUGAGAAUGCUUGGGACAACUAUCAGGCGCCCCUGUACACGACCGGCAGUGAGGACCCCCCAGAGGAAGCCCUGCCCUGGGAACCGGUAGAUAUGGAGUUUGAUGAUGAGUUUGGUCUCCCCACCUCCACCAUCCUGGCCACCUUGUUGGCACGCAAAUCUGAGGACGAGGGCACAGCAGGCAAACAUGCCAAACUGAUCCCAUCCAGCCAUGCAAACAUGGAUGACAGUGACUCUGAUAUUGAGGACCUGCAUCAUGUGCUCCAGGAAUCACACAUGCAGCUCAAGGUGGCCAUGAAAAGCUUGCGAAAGAAACGCAAAGACCCUUUGAAAACAGGACUGUAUGAAAAUCCUGGGAAAUAUGGACAGUUGCUGGCAACCAUUGAGACCAACAUCCGGUGUCUACAGGACAUAAGCCAACAGUUGGACCAGGCUGACUUCACUGAAGAGGACAAGCUCCAGAUCCAAGACCUGCUGUAUCAAUGGGACAGGCUACGGACCACGACUCAGGAGAGACAACUUCAGUCCCAGGAAGUGAAGACGAUGUACGCCGUAUAUCUCACAGUGGAGGGAAUCAUGUUGGAGGGGAUACCACAACUGGAUAAGCGUGGGUUCAACAGUGUGGAAGAAGUGCUGCAUACAGCAGCUGAGAUCAUGGAAAAACAGAAAUUGCUACUUUGUCAGAAGCAAAUACUGUCUAAUCUCAAUGUGGCUGUACGUACGUUCUCUACCCAGAAUGCCACAGUUGACACAGCCUACUUCAUGGAGCAGAUUAAAGGGACACAACUCAAAAUUGAUGAUCUUCUACAAAGGUGCCUUGGUGGACUGCGUGAACUCGAGCACAUUCACUUGGCCUGGUUUGAGUGUUCUGAAAUUCAACAGCAUCUCAAGUUCCUCCUGGCUCAGGAACGAGACCUGAUAGACAGCUCCCCAUUCUCCCAGUGUGUUGAUGAGUACUGGAACCAGGUGGGAGGGCGUGAUUGCCUCAAGAAACUGAUGAACAGUCUGUCUUUGUAUGAAGAGAACCUGAGAGCCGAUUGGAUGGACAUGUCAGAUGAGGGCUGGAAGAUUGACCUUGAUGCAGGACUGGCCGACAUCAGAAAACAGCUGUCUGUUGCCCGCAACCUCAUAGGUAUCUUGGAAGAGUUCAAGACAACUUAUGAGCUCAAAUCUGACAGUGGCGUAGAUGUGGCAAAGACAGUACCAGCUUACCUUGACAGAAACAUGGAGCUGGCAAGGACAGUACCAGCACAGGCAGCACAAUCCAGGCCUCAAGUGUGGACUAAGUCGUUCCCCCUGACGGCAGUGGCUUUUGCUGUAUUCCUGGGUCUUCUGUACCUCUUUGCUCCCAGUGCUCUUCACAAGCUGCUUGAUUUCAGCAUCCGGAUAACCCCAGAGCUUGAAUACACAAACGGUGCCCCACCUGUGUAAAUAGAAAGGGGAACCAGCAAUAUAGUCCCAUGUCCUGAGUAAGGCAUAUGUAAAAUAGGCAGGGCUGGCCCUGGCUGGAGGAUAGAAAAUGAGUGUCUGAUAUUAAGUCUGAUGGAUGAUGAUGUAUAAUAAUGAAGUAGAGUAAACAAAGAAGUGUUUUGAAAAUGUGCUAUGUUUACCUGUCUGUUUGAUUCCUCACAGUUGAGGAGACUAUGUGUCACUGUAAAUAUCCUUACACAAUGAGGUAAUUUGAAUAAGUGCUGUGUAAAAAGGCUAACCAUGUACAUAAAUAUGUAGACGAGCAAAAAAUGUUGAUAGGGGUAAAAUAAGUUGUAUUUCAUGAAUUGUAAUAUUAGCUUAUUAUGUUAGAUUUUUGGGGGCAUAUACAUAUGCAUAUUUGUGAGCCACAAAAUUGGUGUUUAAUUUUUGAGAAAGGUGUACAUAGCUGUACAAAAUGCAAAGGAAAAAGCACCAAAUGUUGCUAUGUUAGUUGAUGUUCAUAUUAACCUAUUGACCACAAAUCUUGCUAUGUACAAAUUAGCUUCUGAAAUGGGACAAUAUUGGUCACUAUGUAUAUAGCACUUAAUCUUGCUAUAUAUGUGCUAUGUUAAAGAAAUGCCUUAAAGAAAUCAGAAACGUUCAAUGCAGGUCAAAAUUAUGUAAAUACAAACCAUGCAUAACUCUUAUUAGACGGUGACCAAUUUUUUCUCCAGAAUUGGAGAUUGGCACAAAUGCCAGGACACCUUAAAGUAACAUACCGAAAAUGAAACUGACAUAAAAAUGUCAUAGACUGGGACACUGACAGUUAAAGAAUGUCUUUAAUAGGACACUAUUUAACCUUGCACCUGAAUGUGACGACAUGGCAUAGAUAUUAAGUCUUGUACAUAUCAAUGUGUGGAACUGUGGUAUCUGGUUUACAUUUCCAUGUCAGAUACAAUAGUAGCGUACUCAAGCCGUGAUUUCAUUCAACACAAUACAAGACCCAACCUAAAGCUGCGUGCACACACAAAUUGAAGACUAAUAAAUAAAUGUAAGUAAUUUAGUGCAGUUUAAGGGAUGAUAUCAUUUUAUAUGGAUUUAUAUAAGUCAAUUGUUUUAUUCAUCAAAUAUAAUUAUUUUUUGGUGUUACUUUUACCACAGAUUUUGGCUUUUGCUAUUAAUUAAAUCUGUCAAAAAAUGUAGUCAGAGUUCUUAAAGCAAUUAAAGCAGUUGAGCAAUAAUCUUUUUUGUUCUAGUCUCUGACCUACUACAAUAACAAUUUGAAUAACAUGUGAGCAUGCAGCUUUAGGGUUGAUCUUAUUUGAAAUAUUGUGUUGCUGAGAAAAGUGUCUGUUUGUUGAAUACCAAGUUAUGUGACAACCUUUAUCCAGCAUAGUAAAGAAAUUGCAUCAGCCUUUGCAAGUUACUGCAAACAUUCAACUUUUGUUGUGUCAGAAGACUCAAUAGGCCAUUGAAUAUGGCCGAUUAGCACACAUUGAUAAAGUGGAUGUGCAUGUAAUAACAGUAACUGUUUUAAGUUGUGUAAAUACAGUUAACAGUACUGUUAAAUGUGUUAAUUGCAGAUUAGUUUCCAAAAUCUGUGGGGUAGAGUGACCUCUGCUUUAGAUAAACUGGCCUAUUCACAAGCAAUUAUUGUGGUGGUGUUUCACAAAUGCUGUGUGGAAUUGUGUUCAAGUCAGUGAUUAUCAAUCUGACAUAAAAGAAAAUUGAAAAUAGUGAAUCAUUCAAUGAUCCUGUCCGGUAGAGAAGUUGUGGUGGAAAAUAGUGAAUGGCCUGUCUUGUAGACAGAGGUGGAAGAAAAUAUCCCAUGGCCCUGUCUUGUAGACAGAGGGGGGGGGGGAAAUAGUCCAUGGCCAUGUCUUGUAAACAGAGGUGGGGGAAAAUAUCCCAUGGUCCUGUCUUGUAGACAGAGGUGGGGGAAAAUAUCCAAUGGCCCUGUCUUGCAGACAGAGGUGAGGGAAAACAGUCCAUGGCCCUGUCUUGUAGACAAUAGAAGUUAUAAGAAUUUGGUUUAAUGACCAAUUCAUGAUGUACUGGUUGUAUACCUAUGUUGGGGGUAUAAAUGUCUUCUAGAGCAUUCAAGCUCCAUGGAACUGGAACCUGUUCCAUGUUAAAAAGUAGACACAGGUGCUUAAAAAUUGCAGUGAUGGAAGUGGUUGAAGACCACACUGUUUUAUGACACAGCAAAAGCUAUGUCUUAAUUGGUCAAAAUGUUGACCAUGAAUAAGGUCAGUGAGCAAUGAAUAGCCAAGUUGAAGAUUAAUUCUGAUGCAUUUCACAGGGAACUUGUAUAUUAAGAAUAUAAUAUUUUAUUUUAAUCUCACACUUUUUAUUUAUUGGUUAAAAGGCUGUUGAACAUUUACAGCCCAUUUUUUGAGUUGAAAGAAUAGAAUUGAGUUCCUUGUGAGACUUAUGCUGGGUAGAAACCAAGCUAACCAAUGAAGAUGACCCCAGAAAUCUUGUGACUGUGACUCCCAUAUUAUGUGACUUUGAGUGACUCCAAUAUAGUGACUUUGAGAAGCCAAGCGCUGGCUUGUUAAGACAGUGUUGUGUUGUUUCCUAGCAGAAACAAGUGAAUAUGUUGUGAUGACGUUUUUUGAAACUUAAGUUUCACACUUUUAAGUUGGUUGUGUUGAUCAAAGUGUUUGCAAUGAGAAUUCAUCAAAUUCUCUGCUUUUAAAGAAUUAAAUGGUGAUUGCAAACAAUGUAUGGUAAAUGGAAAAGCCUUUAAGAGGUGAUAAAGAAGAUGGUUGAAAUUUGAUAAAGUAAUUCAUGUGAAUAGUGUAUAUUUUUGCCAAAAUAUUGAGAAAAAAAGAAUAAAAAGUAUAGUUAACAUAGACUGCAUAUCAUAAAAGAAAUUGUAAAUGCUUUUUGUAAAAUGUAUAUACAGACCUUGGUUUGAGGAAUUGAGGGACAUAAAUUUGGGAUAAGAAAUGUUUGUAUGAUAAAUAGGUGUUACUUUUUACAUUCCAUUUUAAAACAAAUGCACUGUGUAUACAGUUUUACUUAAAAGGUCUGUAUAUGACAUGUUGUGAAUAGACAAUGGAACUGAAGAUUUUAAAUAUGUAUUGUUUCUAGAAACCCUAGUUGGAAUAAAUUGAUUGAAAGGGGAAAAUAUCUUGUACUUAAAUGAAAAAUGUAAAUUAUAACAAAGUUUAAUAUGUUCUGGUAGAUCAAUUAUUGUGAUAUUUCCAUUUUCUAUUGACAGGGCAGUUAUCAUAUGCAGGUACAAAUCACAUAUACUUUUUAUGCAUGAUUUUUGGCAGGCUGUUGGUUAUUGUUCACAGGAUGUCAAGUGUUUUCGAGAUCUGUUUGUUUGUCUCAUCAUAGCUGAUAUCAUGUAAACAAGUAUUGAGUUGUUUUUGCAUAGACAAUUUGAAACUUCAAUACUUGAGUACCGGGUACAUGUAUUUUGAUAUUUGUUACUUUAGUGCCUACAACAUAAAUCUUUGCAUUCAUGUACAUACUCUCUGUUGUUUUCAUACCUAGCACUCGUGUACAACAACCAGGUUGAUCCCAUUCAGGUUUAGGCAUUUAAAAUGAAGCCUUUAGUUUUCCUGCAGGAGAAGAAAUAUGGAAGUAUACAAUUUCAGGAUGCAUUUACUUUUCAUCUGCAAUUCUGGCUGUUUUAAAUAUUGCACGAUCAACAUGAUAACUUUAAUCUUUAAAUGAUCCAAUUAUUAUCCCCACAGCCUUAUCAGUUGCCAUGUUACCAUGGUGGUUCUAUAUCAUUGUUAUUAGCUGCAGAUUGAUCUCCUUACAUGUUUAAAAAAAAAAGGAUUUGUAUUUUGGCAUAAAUGAUAAAAGUUCUGACUUCAAUAUUUUUGCUUACCAGAAUUUGUUUUGUUGUUGAAGUUUAUUUAUUGAUAUUUAAAUUACAGCGUUCUUACCUAUGUAACUGGCAGCACUUCAUUUUUGUAUUUUUGUUUUUAUGCCCCCAAUGGGCGGCAUAUAGUUUUGGCACUGUCCGUCGGUUGGUUUGUCGGUCCGUCCAUCAGUCACACUUUUGGUGUCCACUCUCUAAUUCAAGUAGUUCUCAUCCGAUCUUAACCAAACUUGGUCAGAAGUUGUAUCUAGAUAAUGGGUAGGCCAAGUUCAAACAUGGGUCAUGCUGGGCCAAAAACUAGAUCACGCGGUCCCUUAGUGCGAUUCAAACAUUCAGCAUGGUGUCUGCUUUCUAAUUUAAGUAGUUUUCAUCCGAUCUUCCCCAAACUUGGUCAACAGUUGUAUCGAACAUGGGCAAUGCCGUGCCAAAAACUAGGUCACGGGUUACUUAGUGCUUUUUAAACAUUCAGCAUGGUGUCAGCUCUCUAUUGCAAGUAGUUUUCAUUCCAUCUCAACCAAAAAAUGUAAAGAAUUGGCAGAAAAAAAAUCUACAAACUGCAGCAGAUGACAUAUGUAACAAACAACAAAAUUUAAAUAUUUAACACCUGUUAUGCAGCAAACUAAUAGUUUAAAACAAAGGCGAUAUAUAGCUAAAACAAAAUUACACAGUUAUGCUUUUAUGUAGUGACAAAGUUACAGUUGGGGGCAUCCGUGUCGUUUGGACACAUUUCUUGUUUUAACAUGCAUUUUGUGAUUGAACUUGUUAAAUGGAAUGAAAUAAGCUUCAUGACAAAUAGUGCAUUGUUAUGUUUGUAGAGAAUAUGUGUUGAAAUGGUGAAAGCAUUUAAAAUGCUAUAUAUUUUCUGUGUUGUGAACUUAAAUACAACAUCCUAAUUCUCUGGUACAAUAGAUUAAAGAUUACAUUAAUCAUAUUGCUUAUUGAUAUUAAUGAUAAUUUUAUAAAAAUACACUUCGUUUCUGCAAUUAAUCGUUUAAAUAUUUUUUUACUGGGUAUAUAUUUCAUGUGAGAUAAAUCAUGAUGCUUUAAACUUAUUGUCAUACAUGUAUCACCUUUUAACAAUCUUCUAUUAUUAUUCUUUAAAAAAACAACAGAAACAUUUAAGGGCAAUUACUUAACUGUCUCCAGUAUAAAAAUAUAUAUAUGUGUCAUUUGUGGGGAACACAUUUGGCUUUACUAAUGAUCGUUCAUCAUGUCAACAAAUAAAGCAGGUAUGUCAAAGGAAUUAAAUAAAAAAUGCUCAGUAAAUCGCAAAAAAUAGAUCUGUUUUGAAGACUUAAAUAAGAUUUUAUAAAAAAGAGUCAUACAAUAUAUCAUAAGAACCACUUGAAAUAUAAAUAUAUGAGGAUUUUUAAGAAUUCAAAACGGUGACAGCUACAUUAUUUAAUUCUGGUAUUAUUGAUUAGCAACAUAACUCAGGAGAAGAAGCUUUUAGAAUGGCCAUCCCUGCUUGACUGUGUAUUUGCUGUUUUGUUGAUUUUAUCAUUAUUGUUGCAUCUUUAGUGCGUUUUCACACAUCUAUUGUUAGUGCUAUUUUUCACAGAGUUAGUGAUCGAGCGUUAAACAUAUUUAUACAGCUUUGUAGAAUGCGCUGUUUUAUCCUUGUUUGUAUGUUUUGUAUACAGCCUAUAAUAUGUUGUUUUUCUUCAUGUUGCUUGAAGUAUGUACAUACUUGCAGUAACUGCUGUGCUGUUGUUGUUGUUGUGUGUUGUUGUUGUAAGUGUACAUGUCUGAAAACAAGUUCACAACCUUUGGAAAAGUGCGGGUAAAAUUUUCUAUUCCAUUUCAGCUUUUUCUUGAAAUACUCGGUUGAUUUGGCUUGGCUUAUGCACUUAAAUUUGUUGAAAUUAAUUUUGGUCUUAGAGGUUUGUGAUGCUAUGAUUUUAACUUAUUACUUUUUUUCAGAAAUUGCUAUAAUUAACUUGUUAACUUAUUUAUUAUUAGAGUUAAUAAUGUAUUAUGUUUGGGCUUGUUUUGGGUGUGUGCAAUGGCAAAAUGCAUUUUACUUGUUGGAUGGUUUUAAAGGCUUCAUUGAAUUUAUAAUAGGUAUGAAUCUUUUCUCCUUAUGCUUACAUUAAUACAUGUAACACUGCAAUAUAAAAGCAACACUGUUCACUUCCGAAGUUUUAUUUUGGAUGCAUCAUCAUUUUAACAUGUGUUGAAUUUUUACAGUCUAAAAAAGUACAUGCAAGUUCUUGUUAUGGUAAACAAAUAACAACAAACCAACAGAACAUAUUUGUCAUCUUAUAAAUUAAAUAAUGUUUGUUAUUUGUAUUAUGAUAUGGUGUAUUUUGGAAUCAUGAUAAAUCAAGUAAACCUCUUUUAUCAUCAAAUUGUUGUACCUUUAUGCAAUCCAACUGGAAUCUAGUAACAUCAAAACAUUACUUCUGUGUCACACCAACUAAAUAUUGUUUCAAAGUUUCCUCUAGUUACAAUACUAAUUGACCUCUAAUCAUUUUUUUUAGAUUGCAGUUGUGUCUGGUACAUGGUGACUCUUACUUACAGUGCCCGAUACAUGGUGACUCUUACUUACAGUGAUAUUUAUUUCAGUGAUGCUUGAUUAUGUUUCAUUUUUAUCAUUUUUUCAAGACAUAUUCAUUUUAAUUAUCUUAUAUAUAACCAACAUAAUAUAUAUUUAAAAAAAUGUUGUGGAAAAAAAUGCUCAUUGUGUUUGGAUAUCUGCCAUGUCUUUGUUGUGACCUUCAUUGCAUUUCAAAUACAUUUUGGUAACAAUUGAUGAACAGCACUAAAAUGUGUGUAAGUAUGACAAAAUUACAAAUACAGCAGAAAAUAAUGUAAUAAAAAAUAUUGAAAAUAUUAAAAGUAUAAACAUUAUAUAACAAAUAUAUGCACUUAAAAUAGAUGAAAACUGUUGAAGAGAAAUAAAAAGUUCCACUUAAAA